Colletotrichum spaethianum is the source of this 939-nucleotide messenger RNA. Its product is annotated as proline-specific permease. Lineage: Eukaryota; Fungi; Ascomycota; Sordariomycetes; Glomerellales; Glomerellaceae. The transcript is spliced from 4 exons. The record is from RefSeq and is a predicted model, not a curated record. Gene Ontology annotation, molecular function: amino acid transmembrane transporter activity. The coding region runs from base 1 to 939 and encodes 312 amino acids. Gene Ontology annotation, biological process: amino acid transmembrane transport. Gene Ontology annotation, cellular component: membrane.
AUGUCCAUCUCUGUUCCCGCCGAGAUCAGUGCGGCUGCGACUCUGAUCCAAUUCUGGAACGCGUCCAUCAACCCAGGCGUUUGGAUCACCAUUUUCUUGGUGUUCAUCAUCACGAUCAAUUUUUGCGGUGUCCGACUCUACGGUGAAACUGAAGUCGUGUUUGCAUCCCUCAAAAUCAUGACAAUCAUUGGUCUCAUCAUUGGUGGCCUUGUUAUUGACCUCGGCGGCGGGCCGAAUGGUGAGCGCAUAGGGUUCCGCUACUGGCAGGAUCCUGGGGCUUUCAACAGCUAUCUUGUCCCAGGCUCAGCCGGUAACUUUCUUGCCUUCUGGAAGGUCCUUCUCUCGGCCGCAUUCAGCUACGGCAACAUCCAAGUUGUUGCCAUUUCCGGUUCUGAGACGCGAGAGCCCAGAAAGAUCAUUCCUGCCGCAACCAGGAAGACGUUCUUCCGGGUGUUCUUCUUUUACGUUCUCAGCAUCCUCAUUGUUGGAAUGAUCGUGCCUUCAAACGACCCAUCCCUGAGCAUCUCAACGGGAACUGCGCAGCAGUCCCCAUUCGUCAUUGCCUUUACACGUUCCGGCGUCUCAGUGCUACCUUCGAUAAUCAACGCCGUGGUGUGCACUUCUGCCAUCAGCAGUGGCUCAGCUUGUGUCUUCAUCGCUUCCCGAACUCUGUAUGGUCUAAGCUGUGAUGGUCACGCUCCCAAGAUCCUCCAGCGCUGCAAUAGGUUUGGAACACCUCAUUACGCUGUUGGAUUGACAUGCAUCUUGAUGCCUCUUGUCUACCUGAAUGUGGCCAACAACACUUCCGUAGUCUUUGGCUGGUUCGUCAACAUUACGACUGUUGCUGGGCUCAUUGGUUGGAUCGUCAUAGAAGUGACAUAUCUUCGAUUCUAUGCUGGACUCAAAGCACAGGGGUACUCUCGAAAUGAUAAAAUCUAG